Brassica napus (rape) is the source of this 1387-nucleotide messenger RNA. RefSeq names its product OVARIAN TUMOR DOMAIN-containing deubiquitinating enzyme 1-like. The transcript is spliced from 9 exons. Bases 183 to 1160 code for a protein of 325 amino acids. Gene Ontology annotation, biological process: protein K48-linked deubiquitination. Gene Ontology annotation, cellular component: nucleus. The record is from RefSeq and is a predicted model, not a curated record. Lineage: Eukaryota; Viridiplantae; Streptophyta; Magnoliopsida; Brassicales; Brassicaceae. Gene Ontology annotation, molecular function: cysteine-type deubiquitinase activity; ubiquitin binding.
ACGUCUGUUACCUUUUCUGCCCUUCCAAUCAAAUUGGUGUAAAUCUUUUUGGUUUCCUCUUUUUCAGAAAUUUAUUUUCCCUAAAGUUUUGUUUUCUUUGUAAAAACAUUGCAGAGUGCCCCCAAACCGAUUGAAACUCAAAGUUUGCUCCUUUGAAUCGAUCUUCGUCUCUAGUGAGGAGGAUGCAGAAUCAGAAUGAUACGGUGAAGGAUGAUGCGGAGCUCGCUGCUUCCAUCUCGGCUGAACAAUGGGGAUGCUGUUCAGUGGAGGAACCAUCUUUUCAAGAUGAUGAAGCUGCUAAAGUUCCUUAUGUUGGUGAUAAGGAGCCUAUGUCUAGUUUAGCUGCAGAGUACCAAGCAGGGAGCCCCAUUUUGCUUGAGAAGAUAAAGGUACUGGACAGUCAAUAUGUUGCAAUCAGGCGAACAAGAGGAGAUGGAAACUGCUUCUUCCGAAGUUUUAUGUUCUCUUACCUUGAGCAUAUUUUGGAAUCACAAGAUGGUGCUGAAGUUGACCGUAUCAAGCUCAAUGUUGAAAAAUGUAGAAAGAAUCUGCAGAACUUAGGCUACACAGAUUUCACAUUUGAGGACUUCUUUGCGUUGUUCCUUGAGCAACUAGAUGACAUCCUCCAAGGAGGCGAAGAGUCUAUAAGCUAUGAUGAGCUGGUUAACAGAAGUAGAGAUCAGUCUGUUUCCGACUACAGUAAGCUGCUCCUGAAUUUCUUUGACAACUUAUAUUCAACGGAAUGCAGUUUUGACAGAUUCUUGUGUCUCUCAGUUGUGAUGUUCUUCAGGUUUGUUACUGCUGGUGAAAUAAAAACGCGUGCUGAGUUCUUCGAGCCUUUUAUAACAGGAUUAUCUAAUACCACAGUGGAUCAGUUUUGCAAGACAUCAGUUGAACCGAUGGGGGAAGAGAGUGACCAUAUUCACAUAACAGCUUUGUCGGACGCGCUUGGUGUUGCAAUCCGGGUUGUGUAUCUUGACCGUAGCUCAUGUGAUACUGGAGGUGGUGUCACUGUGAACCAUCACGACUUUGUUCCCGUUGGCAGUGGCACUAAUGAGAAAGAAGAAGCUUCUUCUGCUGCUCCCUUUAUAACAUUGCUCUAUCGUCCAGGCCAUUACGAUAUCCUCUACCCCAAGGUAUUGGAGAAUGUGGAAAAAUGAUCAUUUAAUGAUUGCAAAACUGUGGUAAUAUGGAUUCUUUGAAUCAUGGUACACCAUCUCUUUGCUCCUUGAUUAUGAUCAAAACCCUUGCGACAUCAGAAAAUGGAUUUUUUUGUUUGUUUGUUUUACUAUAACAUUCGUGAUAGUCUCGCCUUUUGUGAAGUGUACUAAAAUGAACCAGAAGUGUUUGCGAUAUAAACAAUGACAAGAGUCUAAGUUUGUUUUAA